AAGAAAGGCGGUGUGUUUAGCAUUUGUUCUUUAGUAGCUUCACCACACCAGGCCGCUGUCGCUGUGUUUGCAGCGGGCAGGUCGGUGCCAGCGACUCGGGCAGGAGCUGGUGGUUCCCAGAGCUGUCCUGGGGAUUGAGCGCUCCUGCAUUGGGCUUGGGGCUGUCUCUCGCUGGGAGCGCGGAAGCUGCGGCCCUGGGAGCUGCAUCCGCCCCGCUCUGGCUUUUUCACAAAAUGAGACAAGAAGGUAGCACCUUGCUGGUAGCCGAGGGGAACUUCUCCUUUGCUUCUGCAUUGUGUGAACGUUUGGACAGAGGCACCCAACUCAUUGCAACCUGCUAUGAAAGUGAAAAGGAAAUAUCAAAGCAUGAAAAUACAACCAAAAAUAUUGCCAAACUGUUAGAGAAAGGAGCAGAAGUCUACUUUCAAGUGGAUUGCACCAAGCUCCAGGAAUAUCCCUGCUUGAAAAGUAGGCAGUUUGAUAGGAUUAUCUUCAAUUUCCCGCACUGUGGCAGAAAGGCUGGCGUGAAGAUGAACAGAGAGCUGCUGGCUAAUUUUUUUCUGAGUUGCGCCGAUGUUCUGACUGCCAAAGGUGAUGUUCAUGUUACCCUGUGUAAGGGACAGGGAGGGACUGCUGCUGAUCAGCCAAUGAGAGCAUGGCAUAACAGCUGGCAAAUCGUUGCUAUGGCUGCAAGAGCUGGGUUCAUAUUAAGUAAAGUGCAGAUGUUUGACUGCUCACAGUAUGAUGGCUACACCAGCACUGGAUAUAGGAGUCAAGAUAAGCCUUUCCAUGUUGACCAAGCUCUGACCCACGUGUUCACGAGAAGCCUCCCCUUCAGCAAGAUAAAGCCAGUUGUCAUGGAAACCAUUAUUGGGAGUGAGCACUUCCUCUGCCAUAUCCCUGAGGAACUUGUUGAAAAGAUUAACAGGAAUUUUCUUCAGGAAGGUUCACACCAUCCCGUCAAGAAAAUUGAUGAGUUGUUGAGAAAGCAAAUUGCAGAUACAGUGAAUCUACAGGAACUGGAAGACAGCUUUCCUCUGCUGUCAAAACAGUACCUUCAGCCUGAUGGUGCCUGUGCAGAAUCUGAAGUUUGUCAAGCUGAACUUUAUUGGGUGAGCUGUUCCAAACUUCAAGAGGAUGGAUUGAGAAAUAUUGACUAUGCUGAACUGCAGUACUCUGAUGUUCCUAUGCAGAUCUUUGGAAGCAAGAGGGGACAGAUUGUGGACUACGCAAUCUUGAAACAGCUUGGCAUCCCUGGCUCAAGUGAAGAUUGCAGGAGCUACUGCCUUCGGCCUACCCUGACAGGAUAUGUUGCCGAUAUUUUGCAAAAAACGGACUUCAGAGUUGAAGUAAUUUAUGCACUCAGUGGCACGGUUUUCAGGAAGUGUCUGAUUACACCACAAACUAUGCCAGUAUUCCAUGAGAUGAUUUUGUGUAGUGCUUUCAAAAAGAAAGCAGAUUUUUUAAGUCUAUUUAUGUGCUCUGUGGAGAGGGCCAUUUCAUUCCUCAUUAAGUCAGCAUCAGGCACCGUGGACUGUAUAGAUAAAACCUUAAAUUCGAUCACUUUUGAAGAAGAGGGUAAUGGGAAAAGCUGGACUAUUCAUUUUCGACAGACGGAACACCCAGAAUUUACUGAUCUAACUGUCGCAAAAUUGGUUUGCAUUCCUAAUAAACAGGACAGUGAAUUAAAUAUCUGUGUUAUGUCAAUAAAUCUUGACCUGCUGUCCAUGGUGCUGUACCACAUAAAUGACUGGAGGAUGCUAUGGACAUUUGAUGAACGCUUCCUAGACCAGAUUAGUGCAACCGAAUUCAAACCGUUUUCUGAGUUCUCGCUCUACCCACCCACAUAUUCACAUGACAUCAGCUUCUGGGUCAGUGAGAAUGGGAAACCAGAGGAGUUGGAGCUCCAUGCACUUGUAAGGCGGGUAACCAGGGAAUCAGUGAAAGAAAUGAAGCUGAUUGACAGUUUCUUGCACACUCAAUCCAAACGUAUGAGCUACUGUUACAGGCUAAUGUACCAGUCAUGUGACAAAGCAUUGUCUUAUCAGCAAGCAUUGGAAAUGCAACUGCAUCUUAGAGUCGAACUGCAGAAACAUUUUCAAGUAACUCUUAGAUAAAAAUGAGUACUUGGACCCAUAUUAGAA
This is a messenger RNA of Hemiscyllium ocellatum (epaulette shark), 2144 nucleotides long. It is a transcript of the gene fdxacb1, whose product is annotated as ferredoxin-fold anticodon binding domain containing 1. The record is from RefSeq and is a predicted model, not a curated record. NCBI's taxonomy places the organism in Eukaryota, Metazoa, Chordata, Chondrichthyes, Orectolobiformes, Hemiscylliidae. The transcript is spliced from 6 exons. Gene Ontology annotation, molecular function: rRNA (uridine-N3-)-methyltransferase activity. Gene Ontology annotation, cellular component: cytoplasm. Bases 234 to 2117 code for a protein of 627 amino acids. Gene Ontology annotation, biological process: rRNA base methylation.